GGACGCGACAUCGCUGUCAAGUUCAGCGCGACGAAGGAGCAUCAAACACCCCCAAUCACAACUCUCGUCGUAGACGUCGCUCUAAGUACUACUUGUGCUCAAUCGCUAGCUGCAAGAUCCAUGUUUUUCGGCUUUGGGUCUUUUUUCUACAUCUCUCUGCUGCUAGUCAAUUCAGUAGCUAUCUUGUCUGAAGAUCGAUUCCUUGCUAGAAUCGGCUGGAGUGCGACGAAUGAUCCUGGCUUCGGCACAGACGAGCAAAGCAUAAAAUCAAAACUCAUUGGACUCAUCAACUCGGUGCGCGUUGUUUUGAGAGCACCUCUCAUCCUUGUGAAUACAGUCGUCAUCUUUUAUCUGCUGCUACUCGGCUAGAGCAUCGCAUUAUGUACUGGAUAGAAUUAAUGACA
Protomyces lactucae-debilis is the source of this 404-nucleotide messenger RNA. Its product is annotated as Yos1-like protein. Gene Ontology annotation, cellular component: endoplasmic reticulum membrane; Golgi membrane; COPII-coated ER to Golgi transport vesicle. The record is from RefSeq and is a predicted model, not a curated record. The transcript is spliced from 4 exons. The coding region runs from base 121 to 369 and encodes 82 amino acids. Gene Ontology annotation, biological process: endoplasmic reticulum to Golgi vesicle-mediated transport. Lineage: Eukaryota; Fungi; Ascomycota; Taphrinomycetes; Taphrinales; Protomycetaceae.